AUGGGCGUCCUUGGUAAUACUCUCGUUCUUGUCGUCAUCAUCGUCGUACGCGAUCUGCACGAUGUCGCUAAUGUCUUGAUCGGUAAUCAAUCUCUGAUUGAUCUCUUGACAUCUCUCCUACUCCUAGCAAGCUUCGUUGCUCCUCUACCAUCUAUUCCAACCAACAACCCAAUCCUUGCCCGGUUCCUCUGCGCAUUUUGGCACUCCAAGUAUCCGUUCUGGUCUCUGAUCGUCGCUAGUUCACUCAAUCUAACAUUAAUGACACUGGAGCGGUACUAUGCUAUCGUAUUCCCUCUUCAUUACCACAGUAGAACCACAUCAACUAAAUUCAUCUGUCUUGUAGCUCUACCAUGGCUGUCGGGAUUUGCCUAUCAGCAGAACCUGAUGUGGUUUUCGCAGACGGAAAGUGGCAGUUGCAAUUUAUUCCAGUUCCCAAAUGAUGAGACGAGAACCGGUUUCGCUUUUAGUGCGAUGUUUUUAGAACUGGUCUUACCGAUUGCAGUAAUGGUAUUCGUGUACACUUCGUUGACCAGAAAGUUGAGGUCGACAAUGGAAGAAAAGUUCCACAAGAGGACCAAGGAAAAUCCUAGAUCAACCUCAGAAUCGAAAACAAGGAAAGCUGGACGUGUGGACCAUCGACGUACUGCCAGAAGAAAUAUCAUUAAAGAAGAGAGGUCAUGGAAUAUUAAGUGA
Molecule: messenger RNA, 693 nt
Organism: Lytechinus variegatus (green sea urchin)
Lineage: Eukaryota; Metazoa; Echinodermata; Echinoidea; Temnopleuroida; Toxopneustidae
Product: 5-hydroxytryptamine receptor 1A-like
Exons: 2
Coding region: 1-693 (230 amino acids)
Biological process (GO): G protein-coupled receptor signaling pathway
Cellular component (GO): membrane
Molecular function (GO): G protein-coupled receptor activity
Source: RefSeq, a predicted model, not a curated record